This is a messenger RNA of Aspergillus calidoustus, 1119 nucleotides long. The record is from the annotation of a GenBank genome assembly. Lineage: Eukaryota; Fungi; Ascomycota; Eurotiomycetes; Eurotiales; Aspergillaceae.
AUGAGACAAAACGAAUAUAGUCACACAAACAUCACCAUGAACCUGAACGACCCCGCAACCCAGGCAGAAGAGGAGCUGGACGUCGAGAUCUCCUCCAUUCGCCGCGAAAUUCGCAAACUGCAACGACGCCGCCGCUUCCUCUCGUCAAGCAUUCUCUCCUCCGCCUCGCUCCAGAAACGACUUAGCAGGCCAAAUCAAGCGCCCAAGCUCAAUCUCUCGAAUUUGAAUGAAGACAUCUCCCCCGUCGUCCGCGCUGCCGGGUCCCACGCAUAUUCAAAUCAUCACCGCAUCGCCUUCUCCACCACCACAUUUCCAUUCAAAGAUCCGUCACCGACUUUUGACAACGAAACCGAUCGCUCAAAAAAUCUACUCGGUGCGCGCAUCGACGUUUGCGUUCGAAAUGGCCGCUUCACGAAACCUUACUACCUUCUCCUACAGAAACUCCGGACGGACGGGCACAAUCAUGGCAGUGUGCGGGUGAAGGUUCAUCGACACACAAUACCGGCAUUCAUACCAGUCGACCGAUUGGAGCGUGUAUUCUUACCCGGAACACACUCUAAAGCCAGCGCCGGCGAUGGCGAUGGUACCGAGGAGGCGCAGCCACCGAUGAAAGGGAAACAGGGAAGUGCGCGAAAACAGGAUCUCCGCGGAUUCAUCCGCGAAGUACGACGCCAACUAGUCGCGUGGCACAUGCGUCUAGAUGCAGUACAUUAUCUUCGCGAUCAGAUAGGCGUGAUUCGGCGGGGUGUGGAUGCAUAUCCAGAUGAAGAGGAGGAUGGGCCAUGGGAACGGGAUAUCCCUAUUGAUACCGAUCUCGAUUCGGGCGUUGGGGAUAUUCGUCUGAAGCGGAACGAGUUUGGAAUUGUUACGCUUUCACCGACGGCGCUGGAGGCUUCGUAUAUACGGGUAGAGUGGGAGGAUGGGCGGGUUGGGAGAUUCAAGAUCUCAAAUUCGGGCUUGGUUGAACGUGCAGUCGUUAUUGGUGAUAAGGGCAGAGACAAGGCGCUAGAGGCCGCGCUUACAGGGGGUGAUAAGAAAGUACUCAGUGUGUUGAGUCGAUUGAAGAUGGGAGCAUUGGCAGGCAGUGAUAGCAGCCCAUCCUCGUUAGAUUCGGAAUAG